Messenger RNA from Endocarpon pusillum Z07020, 1434 nucleotides. RefSeq lists its product as uncharacterized. The record is from RefSeq and is a predicted model, not a curated record. Bases 1 to 1434 code for a protein of 477 amino acids. The transcript is spliced from 2 exons. Lineage: Eukaryota; Fungi; Ascomycota; Eurotiomycetes; Verrucariales; Verrucariaceae.
AUGCACGAAGAUCUACGCAGACGAGCUCUCGAGAGCAGCAAAACCGUCUCGAAGAAGGCUCGAUCGAGGCAGUCCUCACGAACGACCUCUGCUGUGAAUUCGCGCCCAAACUCGCGUCCCACUUCAAGAGCACAAAGCAGAAACGGCUCAGAUGAUGAAGAUGGAGGAGGGAACCUUAGCGAUGAGACUUCCUUCAGCAUCAACUCAAUAGAUGAACUCCUCGCAAGCGACGACUUCAACGAACAAGCAGCUGAGCCUCAGAGGCAGGAGCUGAAAGAUCGAAUUGAGGAGCUGUGUGAACGCAAGGGCAGCAGCUACAAGGGUCGAGAGGACAGCCUAGCUGCUUUCGUACGAAUUCUCACUGCACAUCAUCUUGCGGACGAACUCUACGGUCGUGUUGCGGACCUGGUUUCAGCGCUUCUUAGAAGCGUCAAGGCCGAAUCAACAGAGCGAGAAACAAUACUAGCCCUUAAAGCUAUCGCCUUGAUGGUUAUAUCGUUCCAGGACGACAUUAGCUACGAUGGUUUAUCAGCACAGCUUAAACGCACCAUCUGUGACACUCAGUCCCUUUCCACAAAAGCUGCCGCCAUACACAGCCUAGGUACCUGUAUCGCGUUCUGCGGCGCAGGUGACGAUGAGAUCAUGGAAGUCCUGAAUUUUCUCCUCGAGAUUGCAUCCUCCGAUGGAUCAUUCGUUAAUGCGACCGAUGAUGCUGAUACGGUCAUUGCGGCAUUGCAGGAGUAUGGGUUCCUCACAACAUACAUUGAAGAUCUUGAGACCGAGUCAGAGGAUGCUGUGGCCGCCUUCGUUGAUCAACUGGAUAGCGAUAACGUCUACGUGCAGAUAGCGGCAGGAGAGAAUAUAUCUCUUCUCUACGAGAAGAGCUACACUCCAAUGGAAGAGGACGAUACCUUGUCGGAUCUGGAAGAAACAGAGGACAAUUCCUCUUCUGGAGACGAUUCGGGCAAUUCAGACGGUCCGAAGCUGAUCAAACGGUACAACGCUUACCACAACACGUACGAGAUCCUCGAAAAGGUCCAAGCACUGGCAUCGUUGAGCUCUCGCAAGCUUAGCAAGCACGAAAAGAAACAGCUUCAUCAGUCGUUUGCAAGCAUUCAGAUCACAGUUGAGAACCCCAGAUUGGGCCUGCAAACUAACAAUGCUUCACGAAUGACUGUUCGUAUCCAUCAGGAAGGCGAGAUGAAAGUGGACAAGUGGUGGAAAUUGAUGCGACUCAAUGCGCUGAGACGGCUUCUCCAAGGUGGAUUUGUGAAUCACUACUUCGAGGGCAACAAGCAAGUCCUCGACACUCUACCAUUGAUCAUGAGGGAUGUAAAUGUGAAAGGUCUGAGGAGUCCUGGACAUGACAAAGGCAAGAAGGGUAGAUGGAAGGACAAUCCGAAAAGGGGCAUUCGAGGGUUCAGCGAGGACUAA